AUGCAGCAGCGACUUCGAACAGUCAAGCGGCCGCUGCUAGUCGCCUGCGCUGCUGCAACAGCUACCGUAGCAGCCGGCAGCAUCGUCUACGCGACUCGAAACAAGACACAUUCAAUCGACAAGCCCAUUGCUCCUCUCCAGCGCGAUUCCGCCGGCCGUAUCGUGCCACCUACCUUCCAAGCUCCAAAGAGCCGCGCCGAACAGCUUGCCGACCUACGCCGCAGCAGCGAACCGGACAAGAGUGCUCAAUAUGAUCUACUCAUCAUCGGCGGCGGCGCAACCGGAACAGGCAUCGCCCUUGAUGCCGUCACACGCGGAUUGAAAGUCGCACUCGUUGAGCGCGACGACUUCUCCUCGGGGACAAGCUCCAAGAGCACAAAGCUCGUGCAUGGCGGUGUUCGCUAUCUCGAAAAGGCAGUCUGGAACCUCGACUACGGUCAGCUCCAGCUCGUCAUGGAAGCCUUGAGAGAGCGCAAGACAUUUCUCAACAUUGCGCCGCAUCUAUCAAGUUCGCUGCCAAUCUUGUUGCCGUUGCAACGUUGGUGGGAGGCGCCCUACUUUUGGGCUGGUACCAAGGCUUAUGACCUUCUCGCUGGCUCGCAAGGCCUUGAGAGUUCUUAUUACUUGAGUAAGAGCAAAGCGCUUGCCGCGUUUCCGUUAUUGCGACGAGAUAAUAUGGUUGGCGCUCUGGUGUACUAUGAUGGCCAACACAACGAUUCAAGAAUGAACGUCGCUCUGGCAAUGACGGCUUCUCAAUAUGGAGCCACCAUUCUCAAUCAUGUCGAGGUCACGGGUCUUGAGAAAGACGUCAAUGGUCAAAUAUGCGGUGCCAAGGUACGAGAUGUCCUUGACGGAUCGCAAGCCUUCACAGUCCAUGCCAAGGGCGUCAUCAAUGCGACUGGUCCCUUCACCGACGCGAUUGAACAAAUGGAUGAGCCCUCUCGAGAGCCCAUCGUCGCUCCCUCAUCUGGCGUCCACAUCAUGCUGCCAAAGAGGCUAUGCCCCAAUGGAAUGGGAAUGCUUGACGCAGCCACCUCAGACGGCCGUGUCAUCUUUGUUCUUCCUUGGCAAGGCUUCACUCUGGCUGGAACGACGGACAACCCUUGCAACGUUGAGAAGGCUCCUGUCGCGCAGCAAGACGAUGUGGAUUUCAUUCUCAAUGAGGUUAGCAAGCUCUUGUCGCCAGAAUCGGUGCUCUCCAGGGAUGACGUACUGGCAGCUUGGUCAGGAAUUCGUCCUCUAGUCCGCGACCCACGAGCCAAAAACACCGAAUCUCUUGUCAGAAGCCAUCUCAUCACCGUCUCUCCCUCAGGUCUUCUCACCUGCGCAGGUGGGAAAUGGACUACCUACCGACAAAUGGCUGAAGACACGGUUGAUGAAGCCAUCAAGACUUUCAACCUCCAACCGCGUGCCAUACCUCUUCCUGAUAUCAGCGGUGCCGGACUACCAGGGUUCACGACUAGCGGUGUCUGCUGCACACGCAAAGUACCCCUAGUAGGCGCACAUGGCUACUGGUCUUCGCUUGCCUCGCGACUGAUGGAGGUGUUCCCCAUCGAGGCUGAUAUUGCCUACCACCUUGCCACCAACUACGGCGACCGAGCCUGGGCACUACUCGCCAUUUCACCACGUCUAAACACUCGACUUUUGCCAAAUCUCCCCUUCAUCGAGGCCGAGAUCACUCAUGGCGUGCGCUCCGAGGCCGCUUGCACAGCCGCGGACGUCAUCGCCCGCCGGACCCGUCUGUCGUUCCUUGAUGCUUCAAAAGCGCUGCAGGUUCUGCCAAGGGUCAUCGACAUCAUGGCUGCAGAGCUUCACUGGACCGCAGCCAGAAAGGAGCAAGAAUUGACAGACACUAUUAGAUUUCUUGAUUCGAUGGGUCUGAAACAGGACAAGAUUGCAUCCGCCCAAGACGAGAAACUGCGCAUCAAGGCUAGCGGUUCUGUACCUGUGCCUCAGCGGCCAACCAUGGCUGGGGGCAUUGAGGUGGAUGUGAAUGGACUUGGUGCUGGGCAGGCGCUGAGAGAUACUCGGGUUAUCUAG
Messenger RNA from Fusarium keratoplasticum, 2040 nucleotides. Its product is annotated as Glycerol-3-phosphate dehydrogenase. The transcript has 2 exons. The coding region runs from base 1 to 2040 and encodes 679 amino acids. The record is from RefSeq and is a predicted model, not a curated record. Gene Ontology annotation, biological process: glycerol-3-phosphate metabolic process. NCBI's taxonomy places the organism in Eukaryota, Fungi, Ascomycota, Sordariomycetes, Hypocreales, Nectriaceae. Gene Ontology annotation, cellular component: mitochondrion; glycerol-3-phosphate dehydrogenase (FAD) complex. Gene Ontology annotation, molecular function: glycerol-3-phosphate dehydrogenase (quinone) activity.